Molecule: messenger RNA, 567 nt
Organism: Musca vetustissima
Lineage: Eukaryota; Metazoa; Arthropoda; Insecta; Diptera; Muscidae
Product: cancer-related nucleoside-triphosphatase homolog
Exons: 2
Coding region: 1-567 (188 amino acids)
Molecular function (GO): ATP hydrolysis activity
Source: RefSeq, a predicted model, not a curated record
AUGGCCGACAAAAAUAUCUCGAUUUUAUUAUUAACUGGACCUCCAGGCGUUGGCAAAACCACAUUAGUACGCAAAGUAUGCCUUGAUCUUCUGGAAACACAUAAAAUAAUUUGUGAUGGAUUUUACACAGAGGAGGUACGAGAUUCUAGCCGGCAACGAAUUGGAUUCGAUAUUACCACAAUAGCGGAAAAGAGAACAUCGAAAUUAGCAAGAGUGGAUGCCAAUAUCAAAGGUCCCUAUGUGGGGAAAUAUGGUGUAUUUGUAAAAGAGUUUGAAGAUCUUGCACUGCCUCUACUGCGACAAGUAAAAACACUUCAAUUACUAGUAUUGGAUGAAAUUGGUAAAAUGGAACUUAAAAGUAAACGAUUUGAAAGUGCUGUGUACAAUUGCCUAGAAGCAGGUGGAACAAUCUUAGCCACUGUACCCUUUGAGAUGAGACAACCUCUGACUCUGGUUGAAAAGCUUAAAAAGCAUCCGCAUUCUAAGACAAUUGUGGUAACAAAAGAUAAUCGUAAUCAUCUUCAAAGUGAAAUUAUUGAAUAUUUAUUGAAUACGAUCAAGAAAUAA